UAGAGAAAGAACCCAUUUCCCCAAUCAUGCGAAGAACCAGAGGUUUCAAAUUGAAAAUCAAGCUCCUCAACAUCUUCAAAUCCACACCCAAUUUCAACUUCAACCUUCCCCCAUCCUCCAAUCCCUUCUCCAACCUCUUCUCCCUCGCCACCGCUUCCUUUUCUCGCCGCCUCGGCUACGGCCGCUUGGAACGCCGUCGCUCCCCUCCGCCUCCACCGCCCAAAGGCUAUCUCGCCGUCCACGUCGGCGGACCCGAGGAUCAAACGGAGACCCAUCUUGUCCCCGUCAUUUACUUCAACCAUCCCAUGUUUGGGAAAUUGCUGCAGGCGGCCGAGAGGAUUUAUGGGUUUGAUUAUCCUGGUCGGAUCGUCAUUCCGGUUGGGGUCUCGGAGUUUGAGGAGGUUAGGAAUUGCAUUGCUGCGGCCGAGCACAGUCGAUCCAGGCGGCGGACUGGCGGCUGCCGGCGCCGGCUCUGGGGAAAGUAGAGUGUGUUCAAAGUGAUCACUGGCAGUGACUGAAAAGAAGUGGUCAAAUUGGCUUCCGCUAUUGCCUUUUUU
This is a messenger RNA of Cucurbita pepo subsp. pepo (vegetable marrow), 557 nucleotides long. RefSeq lists its product as uncharacterized. Gene Ontology annotation, biological process: response to auxin. The record is from RefSeq and is a predicted model, not a curated record. Lineage: Eukaryota; Viridiplantae; Streptophyta; Magnoliopsida; Cucurbitales; Cucurbitaceae.